AUGGAUUCAACUUAUGCUACUUCAGCAUAUGAAGCGAACAUGAUGGGUUAUGAUGAACUUCAGAUGUAUCUGGCGGCACAGCCCUCGCUCUCUCGAAAUCGAAUGUCGACGCCGAAUGGACAAAGGAACAUGACACCGAUGCGCGUUGCCAAAUCAAGCAGUGCCAGCAACAGCCCACGAGGUCCCGUAAAACAGAAUAGACGGCGGACCCUCAUGUCAGAUAAACCCUACCAACGCCAGAUGAAUAUGAUCGGCCAACAACAGAUGAUGGCGACUAAUGAUUGGGAGUCGAAUGAUGGACUUUCAUCACAAAUGCCAAUAAGAUCGAAUCGUCCCGUCAGUUGGCACCCAUCUUCACAACAACAAAUGUACCAACCAAUGCAGUCUAUGGAUGCAUUCCCAUAUCCCCAAGAGUAUUAUAACUAUGAUGUCUCGACCCCAGCUGUUUACUCCGGAUACGCAUCACCGGACUUAAGCCUUUCUCCCGUGUCGAUGCCUUUCAGUGAGGAUCAUCACAACUCAUACCCCUUCACUGCUGCACCUACUUCAUACGCAUUUGACCAAAUGUACAACUCAGAUCAUACAACAUUGGAAAAUACCAUGAUGGAUGUUCAAGCUUCAUAUACAAACAACAAUCAAGAUCCAACGAUGUAUUCACAUUUUGAUUGGAAUCACUUUGCAGCAAAUGGAUUCGAGGAUGGUACUGCACCACCCACACCAGAUAGCUUCUUACCUAUCCAACAUCCCGAACCCAGUUUUACCUCGGAAGAAUCGAUACCUUAUCACUCACUAUCCGGCGAUGAGCUAGAGGGGGAGGAGUUGAUUGGUAUGGGGUUAUAUGAUACUCCAGAUCAUAGCAAAACUUCGCCUUCGGAUCCACAACUCGACAACUAUCGAAUGAUGUCGUCACAGCAUUUUGGGAACAGUUAUCGUCGACCCGAACCGGCAAGGAAAAGUUUGAGGUUAGAGGAGACAUGGCAACCACCAUGUGAACGGGACGACGACAAAGAUGAUGAGGACGAUGGUGAAGGAGAAGAUGAGGAGGAUCUCGACGUUGUGUCAGAAAACCCCGAUCAAAUGGUUGACACGAGUGCUUACAUGAUGGGCCCUACACAAAUCUUCAACUUCAACGCGAGUUACGCAACGAAUUACGAAAACACAGGCUGGAUCUGA
This is a messenger RNA of Sclerotinia borealis F-4128, 1173 nucleotides long. Lineage: Eukaryota; Fungi; Ascomycota; Leotiomycetes; Helotiales; Sclerotiniaceae. The record is from the annotation of a GenBank genome assembly.